AUGGGAUCGCCAAAGCCCAAACAUGAGAUUGUUGGCAAUGUCACACUCAAAGAGGUGUAUCAUAUCGCAAAGUGCAAAAGCAUGGACCCUCCACUCAUCGGAGUGCCGCUGUACGUCAUCUGCAAGCGCAUCAUCGGCACGGCUAACGCCAUGGGAAUCGCUGUCACCAGGGAGCUCUUGCCCGAGUUCCGUAAGCGCGAUUACACGAAGGUGUCGCAGCUGGACCAAAUGAGGAAGGACAUAAGGGCGCAAAAGCGUUCUCAGAAGCGUGGAAAGAGAUGA
Molecule: messenger RNA, 282 nt
Organism: Babesia ovata
Lineage: Eukaryota; Apicomplexa; Aconoidasida; Piroplasmida; Babesiidae
Product: ribosomal protein L11
Exons: 2
Coding region: 1-282 (93 amino acids)
Biological process (GO): translation
Cellular component (GO): ribosome; mitochondrial large ribosomal subunit
Molecular function (GO): structural constituent of ribosome; large ribosomal subunit rRNA binding
Source: RefSeq, a predicted model, not a curated record